AUGGCACACGGUGCAGAGGAUUGCGCAACUGUCCUAGAACAGUUUGUCCAUGAUGUGGCAAAUCUUCCGGCUGAGAUCAACCACCUGAUGGAAGAAAUUCAGGCCAAGGACAAGGUCAUGCAGGAGUGCCGCGCCAUUAUCAACUCGCGCGACAGCAGCAUCCAGAAAUUCAUCAAACUGAACGGCAGUCUGACGCCCAACCCGAAAGAAGAGCCAUAUGCCAAGACAAUUCUCCAGAAUAUGGAUAAGUCCCACGAGCUGCAGACUGAGAAGAUCCAGCUCAGUGAGAAGGCAUGCGUCCUCCUCGAUCGCCAGAUCAAGCGACUCGACGUGCGCAUUCGCGAACUGGUCAACGAAGGCCUGCUCACCAACGACCCGCCUCUCCCUUCCCUCUUCGACUCCAAAAACAAGUACCGCAAUCCACCCAAGGUCUUCUUCCCCGACUCCGCUCCUUCUGACUCCGCCGCCUACUCAACGCCUCUCAAUCCGACCUCCGGAAAUGCCAACACCAUCCUAGCUGCUGCGCAGCGCUUGAACCAAUCCACAGCCCCCCGUGUCCUUGGCGCCGCAGCCCAGCUUGGCCAAACUACAGCGCGCAGCUCUGCACCCGCGACACCAGCAGCAGCCGUCGUGCACCUUCAACAACGGCAACGGGAAUCCUCUGCCGGAGCAGUAGACAGCAAGCGCCGCCGUCUGAAUCCUUCCCUCAACACCCUUCCUGUAGCAUCAUCAAAUCUGCGCCAGUCUUCCAUGGGCCCAGGAACACCGAAGCCCGGCACGCCGGCUGGUAGCCGUGCAGGCAGCGUUGGUCCCCGAGCCAGCAUUGGCAUCAAGAAGGCACUCACCAAGAAGGUCGCGCCGCACCAGCAAGUCAAGAAACUUAAGACUGCAAGCGGCAAGCCUAUCAAGCGCUCUUCCAGUGCUAGUGCUCGCAUCAAGGCUUCGAAGAAAUCGCCCAAUGGCGAGGGUGAUGAGGAUGAUGAUUCUAUGCUCAGCAGUGCUGAUACAUCGGACUCGGAUAAGAGUGAUGGUGCUGCGGAUGAGGAUGUUGACGACGAGGAUGAGGAUGAGGGUAACGAAGACUCGAAGGUCUAUUGUACCUGUCGCACUGUCAGCCAUGGAGACAUGGUGGCUUGCGACAAUGAUGAUUGUCCCUAUGAGUGGUUCCACUGGAAGUGUGUUGGCCUGACGCGCGAGCCGGUAGGAACCUGGUACUGUGAUGAGUGCAGGCGUACAUUGGGGAAAUAG
Molecule: messenger RNA, 1248 nt
Organism: Penicillium paradoxum
Lineage: Eukaryota; Fungi; Ascomycota; Eurotiomycetes; Eurotiales; Aspergillaceae
Product: putative PHD finger domain protein
Exons: 1
Coding region: 1-1248 (415 amino acids)
Biological process (GO): regulation of DNA-templated transcription
Cellular component (GO): Rpd3L-Expanded complex; Rpd3L complex; nucleus
Source: RefSeq, a predicted model, not a curated record